This is a messenger RNA of Myiozetetes cayanensis, 1965 nucleotides long. RefSeq names its product deltex E3 ubiquitin ligase 3 (gene DTX3). The record is from RefSeq and is a predicted model, not a curated record. The transcript has 3 exons. Bases 496 to 1650 code for a protein of 384 amino acids. Gene Ontology annotation, biological process: Notch signaling pathway; protein ubiquitination. Lineage: Eukaryota; Metazoa; Chordata; Aves; Passeriformes; Tyrannidae.
UCCCUGAUGGUUUUUGGGAUCAGUCCCUGAUGGAUUUGGGAUCCAGUCCCUGAUAUUUUGGGGUCCAGUCUCUGAUGUUUUGGGAUCCAGUCCCUGACUCUUUAGGGUCCCAUCCCUGAUGUUUUGGAGUCCAGUCCCUGAUGUUUUGGGGUCCAGUCUCAGAGGGCUUUGAAGGUCCAGCCCCUGAUGGUUUUGGGGUCAAUCCCUGAUGUUUGAGCUCCAGUCCCUGAUGUUUCAGGAUCCAGUCUCUGAUGUUUUGGGCUCCAGCCUCAGAGAGUUUUGGGGUCCCAUCCCUGAUGUUUUGGGCUCCACUCCCUGAUGUUUUGGGGUCCAUUCUCUGAUGUUUUGGGGUCCAGUCCCUGAUGGUUUUGGGGUCCCAUCCCUGACCCUUUGGGCUCCAGUCCCGGAUGUUUUGGGGUCCCAUCCCUGACCCUUUGGGCUCCAGUCCCGGAUGUUUUGGGGUCCCAUCCCUGACCCUUUGGGCUCCAGUCCCGGAUGUUUUGGGGUCCCAUCCUGACUCCUCGGGGUCUCCACGGUGCCGUUCGUGGUUCGGGGGCCCCGCCACGAUCCGGUGGGGUGGUUUGUGGGUGUUUUUGGGGUGCUGUCUCCGCCGUCCCGGGGUCCCCCCUGAGCGGGCGCGGUGCCCCCGCAGUGUCGUUCGUGCUGUCCAGGAUGUCGGGGUGCGGGGGCCCCGCCAAGAGCCGCGUGACGGUGCCGAAGCGGGUGUGGGAGUUCGUGACGCGGGAGCGCGCGGCGCGCCUGGCGCUGCUGGCGCAGGAGGCGCGGGUGCGGAUCCUGGUGGACGGCGAGACCCCCGAGCUGUACGUGCUGCAGCUCUGCGCGACCCCCCCGGACCCCCCCGGCGGGCUCUGCCCCGCCCGCAAAGCGCUCAAGGCGCUGCUCAAGGAGACCGAGAAGGAGCUCAAGAAGCGCAGCGGCAGCAACAACAACAACCACCCGCACGGGCACAACCCGCAGCACAACCCGCAGCACGGCCACGCCGAGGGGCCGGGGGGUCGCGCCGAGCCCCCCGCGGGCGCGGCCGGAGCCCCCCCGGCCCCCGCGGCGGGGCGGGACGAGGAGCCCGAGCGGCAGUGCCCGAUCUGCCUGGGCGAGAUGCGGGGGCCCCGCACGCUCGAGCGCUGCCGCCACGCGUUCUGCGGGGAUUGCAUCGCGCGGGCCCUGCAGGUCCGCUCCGCCUGCCCCGUCUGCGGCCGCUUCUACGGGCAGCUGGUGGGCAACCAGCCCCCCGACGGGCGCAUGCUGGUCACGCGUGACCACCAGCUGCCCCUGCCCGGCUACGAGGCCUUCGGCACCAUCAUCAUCCAGUACGUGUUCCCGCCCGGAGUGCAGGGGGUAGAACACCCCAACCCCGGGGUGCGGUACCCGGGCACCACGCGCGUGGCGUACCUGCCCGACUGCCCCGAGGGGAACAAGGUGCUGGGGCUGUUCCGCAAGGCCUUCGCCCAGCGCCUCACCUUCACCGUGGGCACCUCCCUGACCACCGGCAGGGCCAACGUCAUCACCUGGAACGACAUCCACCACAAGACCAACUGCACCGGCGGCCCGCAGCUGUUCGGGUACCCCGACCCCACGUACCUCGCCCGGGUGCAGGAGGAGCUGCGGGCCAAGGGCAUCACCGAGGACUGAGGGGGGGUGGGGGGACCCCCCGGGCACCGGGACCCCCCAGGGACCCCCCCCGGGCACCGGGACCCCCCUGGAAUGGAGCCCACCCUGUGGGGACCCCCCCAGGCACCGGGACCCCCUGGAGACCCUGUGGGGACCCCUCCUGGGCAACGAAGACCCCCCCAGAGAUGGAGCCCACCGUGUGGGGACCCCCCCAACCACGGGGACCCCCCAAAAAUGGACCCCACCCUGUGGGGACCCCCCCAUCAGUGGGAGCCCCCCAAGAAUGGAGUCCAAGCUGCCGGGACACCCCCAGGCAAGGGGACCCCCCUGGGAGCC